Messenger RNA from Rhodotorula graminis WP1, 676 nucleotides. RefSeq lists its product as uncharacterized. The transcript has 4 exons. The record is from RefSeq and is a predicted model, not a curated record. The coding region runs from base 29 to 613 and encodes 194 amino acids. NCBI's taxonomy places the organism in Eukaryota, Fungi, Basidiomycota, Microbotryomycetes, Sporidiobolales, Sporidiobolaceae.
GCACUUCGAGGUAGACAAGUAGAGCAGCAUGUCUCAUCGGUGGCAGCGACCCAAGGCCCUUCCGGUCGGGCAGACGACCUCGCUGUCCCUCGAGCAGCAGCAGAUCCUCGCCGCAGUACCUCGGUGGAAGAAGGCGUGGGUCCGCCCGUCGACGCUCAAGCCCGGCCAGAACCCCAACUACAAAGUGUACAAGUGGGUGCUCGACGCCGAGAUGGGCGAGUCCAAGGGCACCGAGGAGGAGAUGCAGGCGGCGCUGCAGGAGGUCGCCGCCGGCAACGUGCCCUUGCCGAGCGCAGGCGGGCCGGCCGCCGUCGACGCGAGCGGACCCGCCUCGCUCGCCCCGUCCGGCACCGCCACGCCUGCACCCGGCGCCGCGCCCGUUCACCCGCCACAGCAGGUGUCCGCCGCCGCUCUCCAGGCGAGCUCGAACCCGCUCGCGCAGGUGCAGCACGCCGACCCGGCAAAGCCGCCCGCCGGUCCUGCCCCGUCGGGCGCGGCGCCGAGCGUGCAGGAGGCGGUCAAGGGGCUCGGCGAGGUCAAGAUGGGCGCAGGGAUUGAUGCGGUCGAGGUCAAGCGGGAGGAACGGAGCUUGGUCAAGGAGGAUCAGGCGUGAGGAGGUCUCUCGAGCGGUCGUCGUUGCAGUCCCCUUGUUGUAUCUCGCUCGUUCUCUCACUUU